UAUGACUGUUAUUUCUUCCAGGGCUAUGACCACUGGUAAUGUUUUGAGGAGGUUUGCAUGGCUGCAUUCUCAGCACACCCGCAAGAUGAUGUUAAAACUGAGAUUUUAAAUGUUCCCUUGGAUAGAGAAAUAUUCUUUGGCCCCUCUGUUGCAGAGGUGAUCAAAAAGUGGAAGCUUUACUGUAAAGUCUCACCCAGACUCUGCUCCAGUUUGCUGUGAGGGAAAGUUCAAGCUGUACGUUUGGAGGAAUGCAACCAAGUGGAAUUGUAAAAGCCUUUCCUAAAGUGAAAAGACUUCGGAAUGAGAUAGACAGCCAGGGUCCAGUAAAGAAACUGAAAGUAAAUGAUGAAGUCAAAGCUGACUGGUUAAGUGGUGUAACAAUAUUUAUUAUCAAAGCUGGGAUUGGCAAAGCCAGAGUAGAAAUCUUUGAAAAACAAAUAAUACAAAAUGGAGGUCACAUUGUGGAUACAUUCUCCCCAGUUGUCACUCAUGUUAUUGUCGAUGAUAGAAUGGAUUGUGACCGUGCACUUCGGCUCUUGAAGACUGAGAAGCUAACCCCAGAGGUUGAGUUGGUGAAGUCAGCAUGGCUAAGUUUGUGUAUUUCGGAGAAAAGACUUCUUAACACUACUGGCUAUAGUGUCUUUAUUCCAGACAGGUGCCUAAUCUCUGAGCAGCAAUGUGACACUAACAAGGUGAAUACCGAAAUGCAAAAUGAAACAGCAGCACUUAAUGAUGACACAGAAGUGCCUUAUUUACACUUAACAGCUGUAGAGUCAAGCAGUGAAAGAAUUACAGGGGAGCAUCUAGAAACUCAAGUGAUGGAAGGUGAAGGCAGUGAUGCAGAAGAAACUGGAGUUUCCAAGAGUGACUUGGAAGCACUCCUGUUUGGAAUAUGCUACGCUGAAAAGGCAGAAAAUUCCAGUCAUAGCUCAUUAGUACCUUCUUUAACUGGGAAGUGGGUCUGUGCCAGAUCUUCUGUCAGUAAGAAGGAAAAUCUUAACCAAAACAUUACUGAGAAGCUGGAGGUGCUGGCUAAUGCAUACACACAUCAAGGAGACAAGUGGAGAGCACUUGGGUAUUCUAAAGCAAUUAAUGCCCUCAAGAGUCACCCUAAAGCUGUCUCUUCAUAUGAGGAAGCUUGUGCUAUCCCAGGAAUUGGAACACGAAUGGCUGACAAGAUAAAAGAGAUCCUAGAAAGUGGACAUUUACGCAAGUUGGACUACAUUGGUGAGACUGUCCCUGUGAUGGAACUCUUCUGUAAUAUCUGGGGAGUUGGUAUAAGGACAGCGCAAAUGUGGUAUCAGCAGGGAUUUCGAACCCUGGAGGACAUUCGUACAAAAGCAACCCUUACCAGUCAGCAGAGUAUUGGCCUGAAACACUAUGAUGAUCUUCUGAAUCGUAUGCCACGUGAGGAAGCUGCAGAAAUAGAGCAGACGGUUAAAGUGAUGGCUCAGUCUAUAAAUCCUGGCCUUGUAGUCAUGGCUUGUGGCUCAUACCGGCGUGGAAAAUUCUCCUGUGGGGAUGUGGAUGUUCUAAUCACACAUCCAGACGGAAAAUCACAUAAAGGGGUUUUCAACAAAAUUUUAAGUGGCCUGAAAGAGAGCGGCUUUCUGACAGAUGAUUUGGUCAGUCAAGAAGACAGUGGCAAUCAAAAGAAGUAUCUAGGAGUUUGUCGACUUACAGAACCUGGAAGAAGACAUCGUAGACUUGACAUCAUAGUGGUGCCCUUCAAUGAGUUUGCCUGUGCCCUAAUGUACUUCACUGGCUCAGCCCACUUUAAUCGUUCUAUGCGUGCAUUUGCAAAAACAAAGAGGAUGAGUUUGUCAGAACACUCCCUGAAUAAGAACGUCAUAAGGAAAAGAAGCAUUAAGAUCAAUCCAGGGGUGCCAAUUCCCACCUCUUCUGAAAAGGAUAUUUUUGAACAGCUAGGUCUACCAUACAGGGAGCCACAUGAAAGAGACUGGUAAUUACAUCUUUGUGCAGCUUGGGCAGAAUGUGGCUUUCUACUUCAAACACAGUGAACAUCACACUUUGAUUAUGCAGUUUUACAGUUUUUGUACUCUAAAAGGAAAUUUAUUUUGGCUUUAGAGAUAUUUAUUUAUUUAAAGAGUUCCACCCAGAAUAUUUAAUAUGCAGUUGCUGCAGUGAUGGCUGCACCUUUAACUGAAAUGGAAGUGCUUGCUGCUGAACAGGUAGUCUAUUUAAUCUGAGGUCUGUUUUAAAUUAUUAAUGUUUUUAUCACUUUUAUGUCUAUGAAGUGGAAACAGAUGUAUUGCACCUUUCAUACAGUUUGAAUUUUAGUUAAGUACUUUUAUAUGUUGCAAUUCGCAAAUGAAGGCAUUAAUUAUGUAUAUCUCAUUGCAGUUAGAUAAAUUUGAUGUGCUUUUAAUGCUGAUGCUGUUAUUAGUGUCUCCAUGUAUAAAGCUGGCUUUAAAACAU
Protopterus annectens (West African lungfish) is the source of this 2439-nucleotide messenger RNA. It is a transcript of the gene POLL, whose product is annotated as DNA polymerase lambda. Gene Ontology annotation, molecular function: DNA-directed DNA polymerase activity; DNA binding. Bases 249 to 1967 code for a protein of 572 amino acids. The record is from RefSeq and is a predicted model, not a curated record. Gene Ontology annotation, cellular component: nucleus. Lineage: Eukaryota; Metazoa; Chordata; Ceratodontiformes; Protopteridae. Gene Ontology annotation, biological process: double-strand break repair via nonhomologous end joining. The transcript is spliced from 9 exons.